AAUAUCACAGAAAUGAACCAGACAAAACUAACGGAACUUUUGCUUUUAGGUUUCCAGAAUCCCCAGAGGUUAAACUCUGUCCUGUUUGCUCUGUUUCUCGUGAUCUACGUCUUGACGUUAGCCGGGAACCUGCUGAUCAUCACGUUGGUCGUGAAAGUUCGGAGCCUGGAGUCCCCCAUGUAUUUCUUCCUCACCCAGUUAUCGGUGUGCGAUAUCCUCCUCGCCACAAACACCGUCCCCAACAUGCUCCAUGUUAUACUCAACGGAGGAAUCACAAUAUCUUUUAGUAGAUGCAUCACUCAGUUCUUCUUCUUCGGUGUCUCAGCUGGAACGGAAUGUUUUCUUCUAACCGCUAUGUCCUACGACCGGUAUUUGGCUAUCUGCCGGCCGUUACAUUACACCGCUAUCAUGGAUCUCCGGCUCCGUCUGCAUCUCAUCCUUUGGUCUUGGCUCUUUACAUGUUUCCUAACGCUGAUCAUUGCAUUCCUUAUUUGUGACGUACAGUUCUGCGACCAUGUGAUUGACCAUUAUUUCUGCGAUCUGGCUCCUCUUCUAGAGCUGUCUUGUACAACGCACACCCUCGCUGAGCUUGUUGACUUCGUUUUAUCCAUACCUUUCGUCACUGUCCCUUUUUUCUAUGUCAUUUUCACAUAUGUUUCCAUUUUUAUCGCCAUCCUUAGAAUUUCCUCCAGCGCCGGGAGGCGGAAAGCCUUCUCCACCUGCAGCUCUCACCUGACUGUAGUGAGCACCUACUAUGGGACGCUAAUAACAGUUUACAUCGCCCCCACCAAAGGACAAUCAUUUAAUGUCAAUAAGGUAGUGUCUCUUCUGUAUACUAUGUUAAACCCAUUUUUAAACCCGAUUAUAUACAGUCUUAGGAAUGAGGAAAUCAAGAUGUCUUUAAAAAAGUUUAUUUCAAAUAUACUUAGAGGACAGUAG
This is a messenger RNA of Spea bombifrons (plains spadefoot toad), 939 nucleotides long. Its product is annotated as olfactory receptor 11L1-like. The transcript has a single exon. Gene Ontology annotation, cellular component: membrane. Lineage: Eukaryota; Metazoa; Chordata; Amphibia; Anura; Pelobatidae. Gene Ontology annotation, molecular function: G protein-coupled receptor activity; olfactory receptor activity. Gene Ontology annotation, biological process: G protein-coupled receptor signaling pathway. The annotation marks the transcript as partial. The record is from RefSeq and is a predicted model, not a curated record.